AUGACCGUGGGUUGCGACGGAAGCAGAAUCACCGGAGAAGAUAGUCACGACGACGUAGCUCUUGGCGCCGAAGGGUGCUGCGCCCAAGCGAAGGCGAAGUCAGGGUCAUGCGGCUAUGAGGGCUGCAACAACAUCAAUGGGCCAGGCGAGUGCUGGAACACCUGCGGCGACGCAGCCGGGCUCUGCUCCAAAUGCGACGGCACGCUGGGCACACCGGGGGCAUGCUGCCAAAAAGGGGAGGCCGACGAUCCUCCCGAAUGCUCGUGGGGCUGCAACAACAUUAAUGGGCCAGGCGAGUGCUGGAACACCUGCGGCGACGCAGCCGGGCUCUGCUCCAAAUGCGACGGCACGCUGGGCACACCGGGGGCAUGCUGCCAAAAAGGGGCGGCCGACGAUCCUCCCGAAUGCUCGUGGGUGCCCGACACCAGCUUUUUGUACGAUGGCUACCAUACGGUGGCACAGAUCUGA
Emiliania huxleyi CCMP1516 is the source of this 468-nucleotide messenger RNA. RefSeq lists its product as hypothetical. The record is from RefSeq and is a predicted model, not a curated record. The transcript has 4 exons. Lineage: Eukaryota; Haptophyta; Isochrysidales; Noelaerhabdaceae. The coding region runs from base 1 to 468 and encodes 155 amino acids.